AUGAAUAAAGAGGAACUCAAUGCUUGCCUAAAGAGUUUUUAUACAUCUGCAAGAAAACAAGACGGUCAAUUUUACAAGUCAUCUUCCUUGAAGGCAAUUCGUGCAGCCAUUGACGGGUAUCUUCGCACGCCUCCACAUUAUAAACAUUUUUCUAUCGUUGCCGACCCUGCUUUUACCGAAGCAAACAAGAUCUUAGACGCAUUUGUCAAGGUACUAAGAAAGUCGGGCAAAAUUAGUGGUGUUGUGCAUAAAAAGGCCAUCUCGAAACAGUAAGUUGAGGAGCUCUUCCAAAGCGGUAAACUUAGUCCGGCGGACACAAAAGAUCCAGCACAGCUUCAAAGAACAGCGUGGUUCUACCUUGGCAUAUACUUCGGAAGACGUGGCAGAGAAAAUCAGCGAGAUAUGAAACCUGCCAUGCUUGCUCUCUAAGCUUCUCCACGAGGAGAAGAGUAUUUUGAGCUCAAAAGAGAGUUUCGCGGCUCGUUGCCAGCGACGAAAUCCAUCAAGGUGGCCUUUCCGAUGCCGAAGAUGAGUCGGACGCGAAAAUAUUUUCUGUGCCAGAAUCUGCCAAAUGCCCAGUGA
Porites evermanni is the source of this 582-nucleotide messenger RNA. Lineage: Eukaryota; Metazoa; Cnidaria; Anthozoa; Scleractinia; Poritidae. The record is from the annotation of a GenBank genome assembly.